This is a messenger RNA of Xenopus tropicalis (tropical clawed frog), 3724 nucleotides long. Its product is annotated as cytoplasmic phosphatidylinositol transfer protein 1. Gene Ontology annotation, biological process: phospholipid transport; intermembrane lipid transfer. The transcript is spliced from 10 exons. The record is from RefSeq and is a predicted model, not a curated record. Bases 585 to 1553 code for a protein of 322 amino acids. Gene Ontology annotation, cellular component: cytoplasm; organelle. Lineage: Eukaryota; Metazoa; Chordata; Amphibia; Anura; Pipidae. Gene Ontology annotation, molecular function: phosphatidylinositol binding; phosphatidylinositol transfer activity.
AAAGACAAAUAAGAGGCUGUUACCAAAGGGUGAUGGGCCACUGUGAGCCUAUCAGCCAAACAGUCCCACUGUGGGUGCAAAGCGCAGGAAGGCAGGCGUGAGAGAAGAAAGCAAGAAUCCAGCGAAAGGGACUAAAUCUGCCACACACACAAAGAGACAGACCGGUAAUUGUGACACACCCACCCAAGGCAAGACACACCACAGAGGAAGAGGAGAGAGAGCGAAAAGGAAAAAGAGGGAGGGCACCGCCAGAGAGCUAGGCAGUUCAGGAAAGAGACAGGCAUCCCUGUUAGACAGAGAUACUCUCAUACUAAGAGGGGACAGACACCUAUUCAGCAACACGCCUUUCUUAAACAAAUAGCCCCAGCUCCCUUAACAGCAGGCACUGGGAGGGGAGGGGUGGGUGUUAGGGUGCCGUGGCAACGGCAUAAAGAUAGAGAAAAAGAAGAAGAAAGAAAAUAAAAGGAGAGCAGCUCGCACAUGUAACCAGCAAGAGAACAGGCUGACGGGACAUUCUGCAUCCUUACAGGUCCAGCCAGACUUUGCUAGUCAAGCUGUUCCAUCCCCAGUUGCUGUGAUUAAGGAUGUUGGUGAAGGAGUAUCGGAUAUGUAUGCCCCUUACAACAGAAGAGUACAGGAUCGGACAGCUGUACACCAUCAGCAAGCACAGCCACCAGGAGAGUGACCGAGGGGAGGGAGUGGAGGUGAUGGAGAACAGAGAGCAUCAUGAUCCGGUACACGGCUACGGCCAGUACACAGAGAAACGGGUCCAUCUAUCCAGCAAAUUGCCCAGCUGGGCCCGGGCCGUCGUCCCACGGAUGUUCUAUAUCUGCGAGAAAGCGUGGAAUUAUUACCCUUACACGGUAACAGAAUACACAUGCUCUUUUCUACCAAAAUUCUCCAUCCAUAUUGAGACGAGAUAUUCUGACGACUGUGGGGACAAUGACAGUAUAUUCCAGCCGGACAAUGCAGAAGAUGCCCAUGAAGUCUCCUUUAUAGACAUUGCGUAUGAUGAGAUCCCAGAGAGAUACUACAAGAGUGUUGAGGAUUUGCGCCAUUUUAUGUCAAGUAGGACAGGACGAGGCCCCCUGCAGGAAGGAUGGAGGCACAACGUACGGCCAGUCAUGUGCUCCUAUAAGCUUGUCAAUGUCAAAUUCGAAGUGUGGGGCCUGCAGACCCGAGUGGAGCAGUUUGUACACAAGGUAAUCAGAGAUCUGCUGCUGGUUGGACAUCGUCAGGCAUUCGCAUGGGUGGACGAGUGGUAUGGGAUGACAAUGGUGGAAGUUCGGGAAUAUGAAAAGGAGACGCAAGCGGCCACCAAUGAAAAGAUCGGUCCAGUCGCUCCCACCAUCACCAUUAGUGCGGAGGGGCACAGCCCGGCCAUCCGAAGCGCCCCCGCCACCCCCGUGACCGGAGAGCCGCCGGAAUUCCUUAGCCUUCCCAAAGAACGGACCCGUAAAACCUCAGCCCCAGACACAUUGACUUUGCCCGAACUCAGAGACAGAGCCAACGGCCCUUCCAGCCAUUCCCCUCCUUCCAACACGGACAGCUGAAAAUAUGGGGAGCGAUACAAUUUGCACUUUUUUUCUGCCUGUUCCAAAGGCACAGGAAAUGGUACCCCAAACAAAAACUAACCCUCCCCAGACUCAAGGACAUUUACACGAGGAAGACCUGCAUUCAUGGCAUAGAGGAUGGACCCUGUUACGGCUGCCAUCUUGAAGCAGACAGACGAUGCACGCAGAGACUUGGUGGGAUAAUAUGGGCAAAACUGGCGUCUUAAGGGUGGCGGUUAUUGAGAUUUAUUUCCUACAGGCCAUGGUCACCCUUUCCAUAUAACAAUAACUUACAAUAGCUUCCAUAUAGGCAGGCUUUGGCUAUUUAGAUGUUGCAAGACAACAAUCCCCAGCCAUUUUGGGGGCCAUGUUUGUCUGUUCUUGGUAUUUUUAAAGAGGUUGCCCCUAUCUAAUACAAUGCGUACAGCUCAUAGUAUGAGGAUCAUUCAGCAUGUUAUACCUUUGCCUUGGCAAUGGGGCUGGGAAGCUGCCAAUUGAUAUACAUUCCAGAUUUAUAUAAUGACCCCCUCAUCAUAUAGGGGCCACAGUCACCCUGCUAGGGCCCCCCUGUUCUGUUAAUCUGUCCUGAGACCCUAGGAGGACAUGUAUAAGAAGAACACAUAUUCUGCCAUAAAUAAAAACAAUGUCCAUGUCUUCAUAUUAUAUUAAAGUCUUAGUCUGUAUGAUUAAAGGAGAACUAAAGCCUAAAAUAGAAUAAGGCGGGCCAUGCUGUAUUUUAUAUAGUAAACUAACUGGACCGGCCUUGGCAUUUAGCAGCCCUAUCACGGUAAUGAUUCAUGGCGUCACAGUUGUUUGCCGCAGUUCCCCAUCUUGGAUCUUGUCAAGAUAUCUAUUAGUGUCAGUGGCACUGCACAUGCUCAGUAGGUUCAGGGCUGCUGUUAAGAAGCUAAGAGUAAAUUCUGAAAACAAAGUUUCCUAUACCUAGUAACCCAUAGCAACCAAAGCAGUUAAGCUGUACUGAUUUAUUGCAGUUAUUGGAUCAGACAAUAACUGGGGUGCCCAAGGCCAUCUGUUCCAUAGAGUUGCCAACUGGCUUAGCCUGUAAAAUAGCAGCCAAGUCUGGGGCCGGUAUUAAACAUUUACCUGCAAUGUACUUCAUGGUAAAUUUGUAAUACCCUCUUGUUCUGCCCCAAUCAGCCCCAAUUCCCACCCAAUCUCACCUUCUUCUAUCCUGAUCACCAAGAAUCCACCCUGCAGGCUGCCACUGUAACUGCUCCACCCAUUUACACUAUUUCCCCACCCCUUGUGGCCCUUCCCACAUCAUCAUCCUGCCCCCAGCACAAACCAGCUGGUGGUCUAUGAUUCCAUAGGUGGCAAUGCUACUGGCCAACCAUUGUCCCUGCUUGUAAUACAUGAUAUAAAUACAUUUAUUCUCUCCUCUCUUUUAAUUAUCUCUACCUUUGGGCCCAUCAGUAUAGCCGGCUGUGUAUUUCACCCUUAAUCGGCCUUUGGGCUGGUCUCUCCCAAAUGCCAUUGCUUUGGAAACCACUGAUUCAAGGUUGGCAGGGUCAGACUGGGCUGGCGGGGCGUCGGGAACAUCUCGGUGGGCCCCGCUGACUCAGACCCAAUCCAUGCCGGUGUUCCACAACUGAUCUCCCUCCCCCCAAUGGUGCCUGAAGAUAAGUAUAAUGUACGUGUGCUUGAGGGGGAAGGGGUUGGCCGGGCGCUAAGGAGACGUCCCUGGAGUGGGUGUUGGGGGCAGAAGCCCCGGUGGGCCCUGCACACCCAAGUACGACCAUGAAGGUUGAUCAUCUUCUGUGUGAUGUGAUUGGUCAUCCAGAAAGCUUAUGUAUUGAUAGAUAUGUUUUGUAUUGAUCUAAUUGAUUGGCCCAAAUGCUGAGCAAUCAGAUUGUACAGAAGGUUUCAGUAGAUGGCCUUUCUUAGCCAUAGCGAUAACAAGAUAAGACGGACUGGGACGCUGAUCUGUCAAAACAGAUGCCCAAGUAGGGUGGCUAAUGGCCAUGGAUAUUUAUACUUAAUGCCAAUGUCUUAUCAGAUAACAGAGAUAGCAGGGAGUGUCAGUAAUCUCCCAGCCUUGGGGUUCACUGUAACUCUAUAGUAAGCCAUUUGCUGCCCAGAAGGCUAAAUGUACAGUCAUUACUAGUUUAGCCAAUGUUUCUACCACUUAUUAAACCCUCCUCAGAAACUCA